GCGCCAUUGUUGCGGCGCGGCCCGGAGUGGAGGCCGCACACCGGCCUCGGCCUCAGGUGAAGCGGAGCCUCGCCUUCCUUCCCCCUCCCCGCGGCGCUGCUCAUCAUGGAGAAGCGCGGAGCGGCCCGGAGUUGUGUGAUGGAUUCAGCGGAUAAUUCUGACGCCCUGAAUGGGGAAGAAAUUCCUGCAGCCCCCAAUGAGCCUGGGACUGGGCAUCGCAAGCCCUGCCCUGGGGAGGAGAUGUGGGAUCGUGCAAGGUGCGGCCGGUCAUCGAAGAAGCGUGAGGAGGUGUCACCACGGACAGCCGAGAAACUGGACUCCAGCACGGUGCCAAAGAAACGGGAUCAAUUAUCGCCCAAAAGACAGGAGCAGGCCGAAAAAUGUCAACGGAAAAGUAAGAUCCAUCGAAAGGUUGGACAGAGACAUGCACAUUUCCUUCAUGGCCCAUCACCUGAUACACACUUUGGACCCAAAGCCUCCAUUUUGCAGAACUCCACGAGUAUUGUGCAAAUUCAGGAUCCAACUAGUCAAAGAUUGAUCUGGGCCAAACCCCCAACGAAUGUACUGGUCAUCAAAAAAGUCAAGGAUGAAGCCCUUCUCGAACCAUUCAAGGAGCUGUGCACUUUUCUCAUUGAGGAGAAGAACUUGGUUGUGUUUGUGGAGAAGAAGGUGGUAGAUGACACAGCGCUUGCUAAAGACACAGACUUUGAGCGCAUCAGGCAGCAACUUAGCCCCUUCCGCGAAGGUUACGACGAGUUGUCUGGCUACAUAGACCUCAUCAUUUGUCUUGGUGGUGAUGGCACAUUGCUGUAUGCUUCCUCACUCUUCCAGACCAGCGUCCCUCCUGUAAUGGCGUUCCACCUUGGCUCGCUGGGUUUUCUUACUCCGUUUAAGUUUGAGUCCUACAGAACAGAAGUGACCAAAGUGAUUGAAGGAGAUGCCAGGAUAAUUCUGAGGAGUCGUCUGAAGGUGAAGGUGGUUAAGGCUUUAAAAACAGCAGAGCCAGAGAGGAAUUACCAAGUGGAGGAUAACGGACUGGUCCCACAGAGUCAUAUUAACAACGAGACACAAAAGGCCUUCAUGCAAAUACAUGUGCUGAAUGAACUGGUGGUGGAUCGAGGUCCUUCUUCAUACCUCUCCAAUGUGGAUCUGUACUUGGAUGGGCGACUCAUCACAUCUGUCCAGGGUGAUGGUGUGAUUGUGUCCACCCCGACAGGGAGCACAGCGUACGCUGCAGCGGCAGGUGCCUCUAUGAUGCACCCCAAUGUCCCGGCCAUCAUGAUCACCCCUAUCUGCCCCCACUCCCUUUCCUUCCGACCCAUCGUGGUGCCUGCUGGAAUGGAACUGAAGAUAAUGCUGUCACCCGACACUAGGAACAUGGCAUGGGUGUCCUUUGAUGGCAGGAGCAGGCAGGAGAUACAACACGCGGACAGCAUCACGGUGACCACGUCCUGCUACCCAGUGCCAUCCAUCUGUUGCCAUGACCUGGUGUACGACUGGUUUGACAGCCUCGCCGAGUGCCUCCAUUGGAACGUCCGCAAAAAACAGUCGCGCUUCGAAGAAAUCACGGAUUCUUCAGACACUGAAUGUUAGUCGAAGAACCCCCCAUUCUGUACCCAGAUCCAUGUCAUCUUGAAGGAAUGAUUAAGUCCGGAAUCAGCAAGUGGGGAAAGAAUGCAUCGGCUUCCUUCACUAUGGACCUGAAUUUGGAUGUUACUAUUUUAUUGCCUUUCUUUCAAGGUGCCUUUAUGAGUAAGUUAACAGAUUUAUGGAACAUGUCCUUGCCACGGUUGUAAAUGUAAGAAAAUUGGAACAUUUUGGCAUGUACCCUUGACUUAAUGGAUGACUCUAUCACCUGGGUCAGAAGGUUGGACUGAAGUCCAACUCCAGAGACUUGAGCAUAAUCUUCUCCCAUUGCAGAGGGAGUGCUACAGUGCCAGAGGUGCUGUUUUGGAUGCAUUAGUUCUGCGGUGAACAUAAGUAUCCAUAUUGUUUAUUUUUAGAGCAGGAGAUGUAUCUUCAUUACCCAGUUAAUCUCCAGCACUGAACCUGAUAGUCAUCGCUAUUGCUCUUUAUGGAAUUGACCACAGUGACUGAAUUUCAAUAGUAACCUGAUUGAAUGUAAAGCACAUUGGAAUAUUCUGAGGUUAUAAGUUGUGCCAUAUAAAUGUAACUUCCAACAAAUUACUUUUAAGUCCAAAGCUUACUAGCACAGACCAGGUUUAUUCCCAGUUGCUGGUUGAAGGCAAAUCAGUCUCUACCUCAAAUGUCCCAAAUUUCAUCAUCUGGCUUAGAUAUUAGCCUCUUAUUGCCAAUGAAAUUAUGCCCCCUCUGUCAACAGAACAAGGUCUGUAAAUGGGAUCAAGCAUUCCACUCAUAGUGAAAAUAGAAAAUAAUUUUGAGAAUGGUUACUGUUUCAAAGAAAAAAACAUUAAAAAUAUGAUCAAUUUUGAGGUCUGUCAUUUGUUUGCUUUGUAAUCAAGUGAGACUUGUUGUGAAUUUGAUGGCCUGCGUUCCUCGUUCUGUUUAAUUCUGGUUAAUUAAAUCAGUCACAUUUAAAUGUUGUAUGAACAAGAUGAACUUGCCUCGAGAAUCUAAACUUGAAUCCAGCCAACACUGAUUAGAUACAAAUAUCUCCACUGCAGACGGCAUGGUGUCUGAUGUGUUUAGUUUCCAGUGUAAACAUCCACAACUACAUCCAGCCUUGGUAUGGAUGUUCUUCUGACACUAGGAGGGACAAGGACAAAGAGAGAUCUAUCCAUUACAACUGCAGAGUUAAGAGCUAUAUAACUAGUUAAAGUCAUAUUUUAACUAGUGAUCAAAAUUCAGUGUUUGCAUUUAAAUGAUUAGCAUCCUUCAAUUGAAAAUAUGCUCAAAACAGGAGAACCUUCUGCUGUAAAUUAGCAUUAAUGUUUCUGAUUAAAUUUCAGGUACUGUGUCAAAGAGAACCAAACCAAAAAUAGUUUCUAUGUUUUCAUAAUGGACAAAUGCACAUUAUAGUGAAGUCGAUGUUAAAUUUGGUUAAGAUACACCUGUGCCAUUAAACCAGUUUGUAUUUCCAGUUUAAGAAAAUAGGAUAUUAUACAAAAUUACCAAGAUUUUUUUUCAAUAAACUAUUUUAAAUC
Molecule: messenger RNA, 3125 nt
Organism: Amblyraja radiata (thorny skate)
Lineage: Eukaryota; Metazoa; Chordata; Chondrichthyes; Rajiformes; Rajidae
Product: NAD kinase-like
Exons: 13
Coding region: 106-1593 (495 amino acids)
Biological process (GO): NADP+ biosynthetic process; NAD+ metabolic process
Molecular function (GO): NAD+ kinase activity
Source: RefSeq, a predicted model, not a curated record